Molecule: messenger RNA, 605 nt
Organism: Camelus dromedarius (Arabian camel)
Lineage: Eukaryota; Metazoa; Chordata; Mammalia; Artiodactyla; Camelidae
Gene: DYNLRB2
Product: dynein light chain roadblock-type 2
Exons: 4
Coding region: 107-397 (96 amino acids)
Biological process (GO): microtubule-based movement
Cellular component (GO): centrosome; cytoplasm; cytoplasmic dynein complex
Molecular function (GO): dynein intermediate chain binding
Source: RefSeq, a predicted model, not a curated record
UCCGGGAGGCCACUUCCUCCCCUGUCUCCUAGCAACGGCUGAAAGCGUUGUUGACAUCCCGGGCAGCGGCAGCGCCGUCUGAGCCCAGAGUCUCGCCGCACGCGCGAUGGCAGAGGUGGAGGAAACCCUAAAGAGGAUCCAGAGCCAUAAAGGAGUUAUAGGAACGAUGGUUGUAAACGCAGAAGGCAUUCCCAUCCGAACCACCUUGGACAACUCGACGACCGUUCAAUAUGCAGGUCUUCUUCAUCAGCUGACAAUGAAAGCCAGGAGCACCGUCCGUGACAUUGAUCCUCAGAACGACCUCACUUUUCUUAGGAUCCGGUCAAAGAAACAUGAAAUCAUGGUAGCUCCAGAUAAGGAGUAUCUUCUGAUUGUCAUUCAGAAUCCAUGUGAAUAGACCUACGUCAGCCAAGUCUGCCCUGUGAUGCUAGGAUGAAAACACUUUACUCCUUAGUGAUUACUAAGAUUAUACCCCAACCUAAAUGAUCUUUUGGACAUUCCUUUCUAUUUUUACAUUUAAACCAUUCUACAUGUCUCAUUUAGUUCCUUUUGAAUGUAUUGUAAAUUUGUGAUUUAACUAUAUAAUAAAUAAAUUCUGGUGUGUA